This is a messenger RNA of Myzus persicae (green peach aphid), 361 nucleotides long. RefSeq lists its product as uncharacterized. The coding region runs from base 7 to 210 and encodes 67 amino acids. Lineage: Eukaryota; Metazoa; Arthropoda; Insecta; Hemiptera; Aphididae. The transcript has a single exon. The record is from RefSeq and is a predicted model, not a curated record.
CAAAGCAUGGCUAUAGACGUAACAAAAAGUGAUGGCGACGAGAUCGAACCGUCAGCGACCUCGGCCACGGUAAAGUCAGCAGCAGCAGCAGCAGAACAACCGCUGCAAGAUCGUCGCAGGCCGUCCAUCACCUCCAGAUUGGGGAACCGACUCCUCAAGGUCGGCAGAUUGUUGUUCUGCUGUUGUUGUCGUCCGAAUAAUAAUGAUUAGAGUGGUACCCUGGUACCGCGAUGUGGCUCAUCCGCGUUUUCGAGCACCCUUGUGCCUCGUCGCAUUUUUUUUUUACAUUUUUCUUUUAGUUUUGUACCGACGUCCGUCGUUUUCCGCCGGCAACCUUUUAGUUGGCCCUCGCGAUUUUUGU